Wasmannia auropunctata (little fire ant) is the source of this 1074-nucleotide messenger RNA. RefSeq lists its product as uncharacterized. Lineage: Eukaryota; Metazoa; Arthropoda; Insecta; Hymenoptera; Formicidae. Gene Ontology annotation, molecular function: DNA binding. Gene Ontology annotation, biological process: DNA transposition; DNA integration. The transcript has a single exon. The coding region runs from base 1 to 1074 and encodes 357 amino acids. The record is from RefSeq and is a predicted model, not a curated record.
AUGGCUGCUUAUACGAACGAAGAAUAUUACGAUAUGCUGAUGGUACUCGGAGAGUGCCACGGGCAAUAUUACGUUGCUGCAAGACGAUACGCCGAAUUAUAUCCCAAUCGAGCAAGACAUCCAAGACCCAACGUUAUACUCGAGGCAGCUCAAAGGCUAUAUGAAACUGGCAGCGUCUUACAGAAGAAGAAAGACGCCGGCAGACAUCGCAAUGCAAGAAAUUUGCAGAACGUCGAAACAGUCCUUCGCGCUGUCGAGCAAGAACCUGAAAUUAGCAUUCGGGAUAUUGCUCGAGAAUAUCAAUUAUCUUAUUCCACCGUUCAGAGAAUACUUAAAGAAGAAAAAUUGCACGCCUAUCACUAUACUCGGGUGCAACAUUUACGAGAAGAAGAUUAUCCUCAGAGGAGAAGAUUUUGCGAGGAUUUCUUAAGAAGAGUAGACGAAGAUCCCGAAUUUCCUUCUCGUGUAAUAUUCAGCGAUGAAUCGUUGUUUACACGAGAAGGAAUUUUUAACUCGCACAAUAUGCAUGUGUGGGACGAAGAGAAUCCUCGUGUGACACGAAUCAGAAAUUAUCAAGUUCGUUGGAAACUGAACGUCUGGGCUGGAAUUAUGGGCACAAACAUAUUGGGUCCAGUAAUUCUUCCAGAUACGUUAAACAGCGUAUCGUAUUUGGAAUUUUUACAAGAAAAUCUACCAGACUUUUUGGAACAAGUACCACUAGAACGCAGAAACCAAAUUUUAUUUCAACAAGACGGUGCUGGACCACAUAAUGCCAGAAUCGUUACAAAUUUCUUAAAUCAGCGAUUUCCUGGACGUUGGAUAGGACGGUACGGCCCGAUACAUUGGCCUGCAAGAUCCCCGGAUCUCAAUCCAUUAGAUUUUUUUUUGUGGGGACAUUGCAAAGAAAUUGUUUACAGACAGCUUCCCGAGGACAUCGAAGAAUUAAAUGACAAACUUCACUUUGCGAUUUGGGAUGUCGACGACGAAGUUAUGGAAAAAACUCAAGAAAAUUUAUUAAGACGCAUGAGAGCUUGCAUCGCAAUGGAUGGUGGACAUUUUGAACACCUAUUAUAA